Molecule: messenger RNA, 2016 nt
Organism: Megachile rotundata (alfalfa leafcutting bee)
Lineage: Eukaryota; Metazoa; Arthropoda; Insecta; Hymenoptera; Megachilidae
Source: RefSeq, a predicted model, not a curated record
AUGGGAUGGAAGGAAGCGAUGCUGGAGCUGUAUAAUGAGGUAUGGAGAAAAGGAAGUAUACCGGGGAUAUGGAAAAAAGCCAUAGUGAAGUUCAUACCGAAACCACAAAAAAGAGCUUUAAGACCAAUUUCAUUAAUGAAUUGUCUAGGGAAGCUGCUAGAGAGGAUGAUUGAGAGAGAUGGGUUGUCCGAGGAGACUGGGAAAGUAAUAGAAGCAUGGUUGAGGGAAAGGAAGGUGGAAAUUAGAAAUUUAGAUGGUAGGGCUAUUCUGAUGAGAUUGUUGAAGGGAUUACCGCAAGGAUCAGUCCUUAGCCCGUUGUUGUACAAUUUGUAUACGACAGGGAUAGUGGAAGGGAUGAGAGGAAUGGGAGUUCGCGUUUUACAGUAUGCGGAUGACAUAGUAAUAUAUGUAGAGAUAGAAGAUAGAAGGGAAGGGAAGAGGAGAAUAGAGAUGGCAAUGAGUAAGUUAAAAGGAAAUUUGGAGAACUUAGGGUUGGGUAUUGCAACGGAGAAGACACAAAUUGUAACAUACGGGGGCAAGAGAAAGAGAGGUAGGGGUGGGAAUGAAAAGUUUAAUAUUGUAGGAGAGAGAAUUAAGGGAGUAGAAGCGGCGAAAUUUCUGGGGAUGUGGCUGGAUGAGGCGCUAGACUUUAGGAGACAUACAGAGUACGUAGUAUCAAAAUUGAAGAAAAGAAUGAACAUUCUAAAAUGCAUUGGGGGGAUUAGGAAGGGAACGGAACCGGAAACGAUUGUUAAGAUAUUCAAAGCGUUGAUUAGGUCAGUAGUCGAAUAUGGGGGGCAGUUCUAUAUUAAGGAUAAGAGGAAUAGGGAGAAGGUACAAAAGAUACACAAUGCGGGUAUUAGAAUAGCGAUGGGAUAUAGAAUGUCGACUCCGAUUAACGUUAUGGAAACAGAAGCGGGAAUAAUGGACCUGGAGACAAGGUUGGAGAUACUGGUGGAAGGAUAUGUGGCAGGGAAGUUUUGGAUGAGGGAUAAUGAGGUGAUAGAGGCGAUUGAGAAUAGAAUAAAGUAUGGGGUUCCGAAGGAAAUAGAAGAGGGAAGGGAUAUGAUGGUGGACGCAUGGAGAAGAUUGGAAGAGAGGAGGGUAGGAAUGUAUAGGAGAAACAAGGAGGAGUAUGCUGGUAGGUGGAGAAAUUAUAGGAUGGAGAAAUGUAUAGAAUUGGAACUGGGCAAGUUGAAGCUGUUCGCAGAGGCGGAAGGGGUGAUAGAAAUAUAUACAGAUGGAUCUAAGAUAGAGGGUAGAAGGAAUGGGGGAGGAAGAGCGAUAGAAGUUGCGAAUAGAAAGUAUGGAGAAAAGAAGGUGCUGAUAUUGUCAGACUCAAUGAGUGCUGUAGGAAAAUUGGCUGUGGAUAGGGGAGGAUAUGAUGAGGGAGAUAUGAUAGACGGAAUAAGGAAUAGUGUAAAGAAAAGGAAUUUUAGGGAAGAGGGAGAGGUGGAGAAUGAUAGGAAGGUAGCGAUAGCAUGGAUUCCGGCACAUGUGGGAAUUGAAGAGAAUGAGAGAGCAGAUAUAGCAGCGAAGGAAGCAACGGGGGGUGAUGCGGAUUUUUGGGUAAAGUAUACGUUGAAGGAUUAUAAGAGAACGAUGAGAGAGAGAGGAUGGAUGAGAUCUAGGGAGAAACACCUUAGACAGGGUGAAUAUAAAGGUAGGAAAUAUUAUGAGGCGGAAUGGAAUAAUGUGGGAAAGGAGUUCCCAUGGUUCAAGGGUAUAGGACAACCAGAAAGAAGUACUGUAUGUAGUAUAAAUAGGAUCAGGGCAAAUCACUAUAACCUAAAGUGGUCACUCUUUAGGAAAUAUAUGGUGGAAGAUCCUUAUUGUGAUACAUGCGAUAGAGUAGAGGAUUUAGACCACGUUAUGUGGGAGUGUGAGAAGCGUAUGCCAAGGUUUAAAGAAAUAGAUAUGAGAGUGGGUUGUAUGAAGGAGCGAGAGAAUGGGAUGAGGAGCGAGGAGGAGUGGGAAAGAGAGUGUGCAAUGAAGUUGGCUGUGGGAGAGCUCGGG